This is a messenger RNA of Salvelinus namaycush (lake trout), 5574 nucleotides long. RefSeq names its product girdin-like. Gene Ontology annotation, molecular function: dynein light intermediate chain binding; microtubule binding. Gene Ontology annotation, cellular component: centrosome; cytoplasm. The transcript is spliced from 29 exons. The coding region runs from base 1 to 5574 and encodes 1857 amino acids. The record is from RefSeq and is a predicted model, not a curated record. NCBI's taxonomy places the organism in Eukaryota, Metazoa, Chordata, Actinopteri, Salmoniformes, Salmonidae. Gene Ontology annotation, biological process: cytoplasmic microtubule organization; cytoskeleton-dependent intracellular transport.
AUGGAAAGCGAGGUUUUUCUUCCCCAUCUGGAGCAAUUUAUGCUCAGCCCGCUUGUCAUUUGGGUGAAGACAUUUGGGCAAAACGAUGGGAACAUGACAUUGGAUUAUUCCGAGUUACUGGAUGGGGUAGUUUUGAACAAGAUCAUGAUUCAAAUAAACCCCAAAGCGACUCUUCAGAGCAUCAACAAAGUGAACAACGACCCCAGUCAGAGGAUUCUGAACCUGACCGUUCUCAUCCGUCAAAUCAAAACCUAUUACCUAGAGACUCUGAGGCAGCUGAUCAUGAUGCCCUUACCCAACUUGUUGGUGCUUGGCAAGACUCCUCACUGUGAGCAAAGUCUGGAGGAAAUGAAGAAAUUACUUCUUCUCUUAUUGGGCUGUGCUGUCCAGUGUGAGAAGAAAGAGGAGUACGUGGAACGCAUCCAGACCCUCGACUUCGACACGAAAGCAGCAAUAGCUGCUCAUAUCCAAGAGGUUACCCACAGUCAGGAUAGUGUACUGGACCUCCAUUGGCUGGAGGCCAGCGAGCUCUGUGCUGAGGACCUGGAGACCCUGUUCAGACGCCUGGUGGACCAGAGAGACACACAGCUGGAGACUAUUUUAGAGCUAAUGCAGGAGAGAGAGUCCACCUCGUCACCCUCUCCGCCCAGCGCCCAGUCCCCCAGCGACUGUCCCAGCAUGCAACAGCAGGCGGCAUCCCACCAGCACCUGUCUGUAGAGCUGGCCGACUCCAAGGCCAAGGUCAGACGGCUGCGUCAGGAGCUAGAGGAGAAGAGUGAGCAGGUACUGGACUGCAGACAGGAGCUGGAGAACAUGGAGGCUGAGUUCAAGAGGAUUCAACAGGAGAACUCUGUGUUGCUAGCGGAGGCCCGGUCAGCCCGUACGUACCGUGACGAGCUGGAUGCCCUGAGAGAGAGGGCCAUCAGGGCUGACAAGCUGGAGAGCGAGGUGGGACGAUACCGCGAGAAACUACACAACAUGGAGUUCUACAAGGCCAAAGUGGAGGAGUUGAAGGAGGAUAACUGUGUGUUGCUGGAGACCAAGGCUGUACUGCAGCAGCAGCUGGAGGGGUGGAGGGCCCGCUCUGAUAAACUACACCAGCUAGAGAAACACAGUCUGCUGCUCAACGCCAGGGUCCAUGUCAUGGAACAGGAGAAGGAGGUGGACAGGAGGCGCAUGGAGGAGCUGCAGGAGGAGAACCUGGCCUUGGAGCUGGCCCAGAGGAGGAGCAUGGAGGAGUCACAGCACCUGGGAUGGGAGCUGGAGCAGCUCUCCAGGAGCCCCGACAACUCACAGGGUCAGAAGUCUCUGGGUGAGGAGGUGGUUGAUGGGACUAGGAGUCAUCUGCUGAGGCUGGAGAGAGAGAACCAAAGCCUGCUCAGGACCAUAGAGGAUCUGAGAGCUGCUGACCUCAGCCUGGGACCGCAGCACAACCAUAACCAUGAGCACACGCGGAGGGACAGCCAGCGACCCACAAACACGGUUGAGGUGGUUAGAGAGUACCUUGGCAGUUUAGACAACACCUCCUGGGAGCAGUCUGAAUUGGUCAUCAAAGAGGAUUGUGACAUUGACAUAGACACAUCACAUCACACAAAGUGCAACGGAGUGUCGGUUGACCUAGAGGGAGAGAUUGACCGACUGGAGAGAGAGAGCGAGACCCUCAAGGAGAAGAUGGACCUUCAGAAGCAAGAGAAAGGCCAACUCGAAGACGGAGAGUCUUGCCAUCUGAGUGACCCCAUGGCUGACCCGGAAGCAGUAGCUAAAGACAACACCCGCAAUCUCCUUCAACCAGGCGCUUCAGUGUCUCUGACUCGCGACACCUCACCCUGCUCUAAGAACAAGAGUCCACGUCGGGAGAACAGUAGCACGGGGCUGCAGACGAGGGCUUCCUCUUCAUCCACUAAGCACACAGAGCGCCUGGAAGCUAAGUGUAGAGCCCUGGACACAGAGAACCAGCGGCUUCAGGCUGCCCUGGACAACACAGGCCGGAAGCUCCAGCGGCUGGAGGCCGAGGUCCACGAGCUGGAGGCUGAGAACCAGAUCCUGCAGGCUGGGCUGGAGGAGCUGAGGAUCUCCUCGCGGCGCAUGGAGCAGCUGGAGCAGGAGAAGCAGACCCUGGAGCAGGAGGCUUCAGGCCUGGAGAGAGAUAAGAGGAGGCUGGAGAAGGAGAACCGCAGGCUGAGGCAACAGGCAGAGAUCCAGGACUCUACCCUGGACGGGAGCAACCUGAGGGUGGCUAGUCUGGAGAGAGAGAACAGGGGGAUGGGGAAGGAGGUGGAGAGGCUGAAGGAGGUGGAGGAGAGGGUCAAGGGGCUGGAGAGGGAUAACAGAGAGCUGGCCAAGCAGGGAGCGAUCAGCCAGAGGGCCCUGGUCACCCUGAGAGAGGAGUUGGUGAGUGACAAGCUGAAGACCCAGCAGAGGGAGAAUGAGCUGGAGAGGCUGGCCCAGGAGCUGGAGAUGAGAGUCCUCAACCAGGACACAUCACCACAGAGUGACGAGGAAACUCCAGACAACAGGUUCAAGAUGUUGGAGUCUGAGCUGGAGUCGUCUCUGAAGAGGUCCCUGCAGAUCAAAGAAGACAAGAUGGCUGCCGUUGAGGCUCGUCUGCAGGAGUCCUCCACCCUCAACCAGCAGCUACGUCAAGAGCUCAAGACUGUGCGUCUGAACUACGAAGCCCUGUUGCAGAGGGAGGAGGAGGAGCAUGCGGCCCGUAGCCCCACCCCUCAGAGGGAGAGUGACAGGGCGGUAAGCGGAUGGCAGCGGGAGAGCCAGGAGGCCACCAGGGAGCUGCUGAGGGUCAAGGACCGCCUCAUCGAGGUGGAGAGGAACAAUGCCACACUGCAGGCAGAGCGUCAGGCACUGCAGGCCCAGCUCAGACAGCUGGAGACCCAGUCAGACGGCCUGCAGGCUCAGAUCCUGGCCCUGCAGAGACAGACCGCCUCCCUGCAGGAGAACAACACGGCUCUCCAGACACACAACGCUAACCUGCAGGUGGAGAAGUCCACUCUGAACUCCCAGAGUGCAUCACUCCUGGCCCAGAACGCUCAGCUCCAAUGCCAACAAUCCAGCACUGAGGGUGAUAAGGAGGUGGCCAUGCGUGAGCGCGAGGAGCUGCGCGCCGUGUACGACCAGCUCCUGAGGGACCACGAGAGGCUGGCGGCGCUGCACGAGAGACAAGCCAUGGACUACGAGGCCCUGAUGGGAAAACACGGCUGUCUGAAGAACGUCCACCGCACUCUGGAGCUGGAGCAUAGAACGCUGGAGGACAGGUACAAAACGCUGCUGCAGCAGAAGGCCAAACUAGAAGGUCUGGAGAAGGCUCUGAGAGAGGAGCAGGACAAGAUGUCUGUGGAGAAGGAGCAGCACAGGACCACCGCCUCAGAGUGUCGACAGCUCCGGGAUGAGAAGGACUGGCUGAACCAGACGUACCGUCAGCUGUUGAAGGAUCAGGAGGAGCUCCAGGCGGACCAUAAGAACAUGAAGACCCUGCUGAACAGCACCAAGCUGGAGCAGACCAAGCUAGAGUCCAACUUCAACAAGCUCAGAGAGCAGUACCAACAGCUAGACAUCACCAACACCAAGCUCACCAACCAGUGUGAGCUGCUGAGUCAGUUGAAGGGGAACCUGGAGGAGGAGAACCGUCACCUGCUGGACCAGAUCCAGACCCUGAUGCUGCAGAACCGCACCCUGCUAGAACAGACCAUGGAGAGCAAGGACCUGUUCCACGUAGAACAGAGACAGCACAUAGACAAGCUGAAUGAGCUGAGGAGACAGAAGGAGAAGCUGGAGGAGAAGAUCAUGGAUCAGUAUAAGUUCUAUGACCCCUCACCCCCACGGAGGCGUGGGAACUGGAUCGCCCUGAAAAUGAGGAAGCUGAUGAAGCCGAGGAGCCGCGAGCGUUGUGGCCCCGCCUCCUCUUCUGACCACCAUCGCUCCCUCACCCCCACACGCUCCGGGUCCUUCGAGGCCCUCCCGCCCACCUCCCCCUCUGCUCCCUGUUGCCAGGACAACGACUCCUUCGUGGGUUCGGACGGCUCGGGUGGGUCCACCACCUCCCCCCGGAGGAGCAGCACCCUGAAUGACCUGGACAAACUGAAUGACUUGGUGUACCCCUCAACCCUGUCUGAGGACCCUGAGCAGCUAGAGGGGUCAGAGGUCAAGAAUGACAGAUCCAGGAAGGAGUCUAUGACCUCAUCCAUGAGCGACUCCAUCUUGUCCAUCAUCAACCAUCAACACCAGCUCACCACCACUCCUUUGUUUUAUCCCACCGCCACUGCUGCUGCCGCUGCCACUGAUAGCAAUGAGCCAUGUUUGACAGACAAGGAUUAUAAUGACAGUGCUGUGGCGACUGACUUUGACGACGGUGAUGAACUACAAAACCACGGUCUGAAUGGCGUGCCGAGCCGUGCCCAGAGCCAGAGCAGCGGAGAGUUCAGCCUCGACAACGAACCCUGGUCCAACGGCAGUAGCCCGGUCCAGCCGCCUCCGUCAUCCCGCCGCUCCUCUUCCUCCUGCCUUCCGCCUAGCGAUACCUCCACCCCCCGACACACACGGCAGAACCCCUCGCCGACCACACACACACAGCAGCGAUCCACUUCCUUAACACACACCAGCAGCAACAAACACAGAGAGAGGGUAGGAGUAAAGAACUCCUCACCUAUUGCCAUAGCAAACACCCAGGGUUCAGUUCCCUGUAGGGGGAGGGAGGUUGGUAGCACCCAGGACCCCUGGCCCAGAAGGAGUGUCCUCAGGAGGUGCGCCAGCGGGAGCAGAGCCCCCCAGCAGCCUUCCGAAGGGAAUGUCCCCAAAACAGCUCAGGGACAGGUUGCUGUACUAUCUCGAUCUGGAUUAGGUCUGAACAAAGCUCCGGAGACCACCACCACCCGAGCCUCAGCCAUGUCCCCGAUCGCGGUGCUCUACGUCCAGGGUAAAUCUUCCUCUGUGUCUGGGUGUCUCAACUGUUUCUCCACCCCGUUGGGGAAGGAGGCGCGUCUAAGAGGGCCAUGGUCUCCUACCUCUCUACCCCGGGCCAGUAGCGUCAUCUCAACAGCCGAGGGUUCCUCGCGACGAUCCAGUGUCAACAGUGACUCUAGGGUGAUGGCGAAAGUAGGUCCCUUACCUAUCAUGGAAUCUGAUGGGAGCCCGAAUCAGGAGACGGACACGGUUAAUCAGAAUCAGAACAAGCAGAACAAUCCAGAAGAACGAGACACUAAUAAUCAACCACCACCACCAAGCAAACCCCCCAGAGACCCAGUGGUAGCCACCGAUCGACCCAAAUCCACCUGCCAGGAAUCCCUCUUCGGUGGCACCCCGUUCAACCUAGACUCUGUCUUCUCAGACACUAUCUUUAGCGAGUCGGUAGUCACCACCACUACUAGUAACAACGGCAAUAAUAACGAUAAGAACCAGACUUUCCUCUGUCUGAACCCAGAACUGGUGCGUAACGUCAGUUGCUCGCCGCUGAGUCAGGAGUCCACUAACGGCACGGCACCGGGACGCAUGGACAAUGUACGGAGCCAAAAUGGAGGACAAGAAGACUGUGAGAGUAAUACUGUGGAAAUGACUCAGUGCUGA